AUGGCUGCCAAUUACGUCUCCAAGGAAGCAGACGAGAUUGCCGCUGUUCAGGCUAGCCCAGCUUCAAUCACCAGCUCGUCACAUGGAACCACCCCUGAUCUCGACGACAACUAUCAUCUUUAUAAACGCAAUGAUGAACAAGAACUUGAUCCAGCCGCGUCCAAGAGAGUUUUGCGGAAGCUUGAUUCGCGAAUUGUGCCGGUCCUGUUCCUCAUCUAUCUAAUGCAAUAUCUCGACAAGAAUGGUAUAAACUACGCCAGCGUCUAUGGGCUGCAGAAGGGCACACACCUCCAUGGUCAGAACUAUUCGUGGCUUGGAUCCAUUUUUUAUUUUGGCUAUCUAUGGGCCCAGUUUCCUGCUGGAUGGGCCCUUCAACGUCUCCGGAUAGGAAAGGUUGUUGGAACGACUACGAUCAUCUGGGGCAUCAUACUCAUCACCACUCCGGCCUGUUCUUCUUUUGCAGGGAUAGCAGUCAACAGAUUUCUCCUGGGAUCGUUCGAGGCUGUGGUUAAUCCUGCAUUCAUUUUGAUCAUGUCAAUCUGGUAUACUGCUGCCGAACAACCUCUGAGACUAGAAUCUUACUAUUGCACCAAUGGCAUCGCAACAAUGUUCGGCGGGUUGAUAGGUUACGCCGUCGGACAUAUCACCACAGGACUCGAGCGCUGGCAGUACGUGUUCAUCAUCUUUGGAAGCAUCAGCAUCGCCCUGGGUAUUCUGGCUCUGUUGAUACUUCCCGACCUUCCAUCGACGGCAAAGUUCUUGACAGAUGACGAGAAAGUCGUCGCGGCGAAGAGAGUGUCUGCAAACCGUCAAGGCAUCAAGAAUCGACAUUUCAAGAAGUACCAAGUCAUUCAAACUAUUCGAGAUCCCAAGACCUGGAUUUUGUUUGUCAUGGCCGUUGGGGCUCAAGUUCCCAACUCGGCGAUCACUCAGUUCACCAGUAUCGUCAUCAAAUCCUUCGAUGUCGACACUCUGGGCACGCAAUAUCUUCAGAUUCCUGGUGGAGCGAUCCAGUUUCUUGCGCUCAUUGGAGGAGGGUUCAUCUGCUCGAGGUGGCCUAAUCUGCGAUGCCCUACCAUGAUAGUAGCCAACAGCAUUUGCAUUAUCGGCUCAGGCUUGCUCGUUGGCCUUCCAAACAGCAAUAAAUGGGGCCGACUCGUUGGGCUUUGGCUUUGCUUCUUCCAAGGUCUUGGAUUUAGCAUGAGUUUGACCAUGGUGUCCUCAAAUGUAGCAGGAUACACGAAGAAGCAGCUUACGGCGGCGAUAUUGUUUGUGGGCUAUUGUGUGGGAAACAUCAUUGGUCCUCAAACAUUCAAGAGCAGUGAGGCGCCUCACUACCACUCCGCCUAUGUGGCUAUGAUGGUUGGUUACAUCAUCAAACUUGUCUCAAUUGUCGUGCUCUACAUUUACAUGUUCUCUGUGAACAAGAAGAGAGACCGAGAAGCUGCAGAAGCUGGUCUAGUUGGUGAAAUCGCAGAAAGGGAGGCUAUCGAACGAGGAAUGCACGAUACUACUGAACUAGAUAACAAAGGAUUCAGGUAUACCCUUUGA
Messenger RNA from Exophiala spinifera, 1551 nucleotides. RefSeq lists its product as uncharacterized. Gene Ontology annotation, biological process: allantoate transport; dipeptide transport; transmembrane transport. The transcript has 4 exons. Lineage: Eukaryota; Fungi; Ascomycota; Eurotiomycetes; Chaetothyriales; Herpotrichiellaceae. Gene Ontology annotation, cellular component: plasma membrane. Gene Ontology annotation, molecular function: dipeptide transmembrane transporter activity; allantoate transmembrane transporter activity. The record is from RefSeq and is a predicted model, not a curated record. The coding region runs from base 1 to 1551 and encodes 516 amino acids.